UUCAUAAUAAGAAUAAUGGUCUCAGUUAAAACAAAGAAAUUUUCUGUAAUGUCACGCUCUUUUUAGAUUUUUUAUAGUAAAAAUAUUUCUAUACAGUUUUAGGUAUAAUUUUUGGAAAAUUUUUAAUUUUAAAGGACUGACAAUAAUGUACGGGCGUCAGACGUUGAAGUGGUGACCAAAAUUGGGUUGCCACGGGCCAUGGAGCCCGAAGAUGAGAAGAAAAAGAAGCUAAACGAUGACGUGGUGGUGUUUAUGCGCAAACGCAGCGAGACCGAAGCACCUCGUUAUACUGCCCGCUUAAAAACCUACGUCGAUUUCCAGCAAAAGCGUCGGCGAGCCGCUGCCGCACGGCGCCACUCUGAACAAGGCCACCACCACGACAGGAAACCAGGAUCCGCCACCAAGAAGAAGAACGAUGGUGACCAAAAAGAUAAAGCUCAGGAGAGUCAAUUCACACCCAUUAUCUCUUCUUCCAGAGAACACGCCGGGAAUGAUGAAGACCGCAUGAGUAGGAGUAGACGCGGCACUGCCGGCGGUGAGAAGUGUGUCCACCGCACUCGAUCGUUCUCCCGCGCGUCGUCCGGCGAGCCGUCCGACCGGUGCGGCCGGCGCCGGCGCCGCAAGAAGUGCUGCCCUCGGCGCCGCCGCCGUCGAUCGUGUCGUCGCCGUCGCCGUCGUCGCAGUUGCCGGCGCAAACGGCGACGCAGCUGUAGCCGACGCCGUCGCCGCCGUAGCUGUCGCCGCAAGCGACGCCGCCGCUGUGGCCGCCGCCGUAAGCGUCGCCGCUGCUGAUCUCCAACCUUGCAGGCUUGUGCCAGUUAAAUUUAAUCGGAGUGUAUGUGCAAUGAAUAUAAUAUCCUCAAAAAUGUU
Messenger RNA from Spodoptera frugiperda (fall armyworm), 870 nucleotides. RefSeq names its product protamine-2. The record is from RefSeq and is a predicted model, not a curated record. The transcript has 6 exons. Lineage: Eukaryota; Metazoa; Arthropoda; Insecta; Lepidoptera; Noctuidae. Bases 199 to 792 code for a protein of 197 amino acids.